Messenger RNA from Schistocerca piceifrons (Central American locust), 1395 nucleotides. Its product is annotated as protein kinase C and casein kinase substrate in neurons protein 2-like. NCBI's taxonomy places the organism in Eukaryota, Metazoa, Arthropoda, Insecta, Orthoptera, Acrididae. Gene Ontology annotation, cellular component: cytoplasm; endosome; plasma membrane. The record is from RefSeq and is a predicted model, not a curated record. Bases 1 to 1395 code for a protein of 464 amino acids. Gene Ontology annotation, biological process: regulation of endocytosis; cytoskeleton organization; plasma membrane tubulation. The transcript has a single exon. Gene Ontology annotation, molecular function: phospholipid binding; protein binding.
AUGCAGGCGGGUGAGGACGGCGGCUCGUUCUGGGAGCCGGGCAACUACAGCAGCACAACGCAGCGCAUCGCGGACGGUCGCCGACUGUGUAAGGACCUGGUGGCUCUCGUUAAGGAGAGGGCGGACAUUGAGAAAGCCUACGCCAAGGACCUGCACGGCUGGGCCAAGAAGUGGAGUGAUCUCGUCGAUAAAGGGCCUGAGUAUGGAACGACAGAGGCACUAUGGAAAGGCAUACUGAUCGAAGCGGAAAAACUGGGUGACUUGCACAUGAAAAUCAAAGACAAGCUGUGUAAUGACGUAGUAAAGGAGGUAAAAAUUUGGAAAAAGGAGUCGUAUCACAAGUCUAUGAUGCAACUAAAGGAAAAGAAAGAAAUGGAAGAUGCUUUUAAAAACGCCCAGAAGCCCUGGGAGAAAUUAUUUUACAAAGUGGAUAUAGCUAAAAUCGACUAUCAUAUAGCAUUCAGAACCGAACGUUCUGUUUUUAACCAGCUGAGAAAUGCUUUUGCUGAUACUGACUUGUCGCUGAGUCAGGUGAGAAAGAUACAGGAUCGCUCAAUACAGUCAAGAGAGAACUUACGUAAAGCAAAAGGAAAAUAUGAAUCAGUUCUUCGUGAUUUACACUUGUAUAAUCCCAAAUACAUUGAAGAUAUGACAGCUGUUUUUGAAAAAUGCCAAGAAAUGGAGGGAGAGAGGUUGAAGUUCUUCAAAAAAAUAAUGUUUUCCGUUCACAAAUGUCUGGACUUAUCUCAAGAUCCUACUUUCCUGCAGAUAUAUGCAGAAUUUUAUGAGGCAGUUGAUAACGCUAAUCCCGAGAGAGACUUACAGUGGUGGUCAAAAAACCGUGGAACUCACAUGGCUAUGAAGUGGCCAACUUUUGAGGAAUACCAAGAAAAUUGGAGGGAAAUCGUAAAACGCAAAUCAAAGACGGAGGUAGCUCCUGGAACUACUCUUACAAACUGGAGAGCUCUUGCAGAAGAUGCUUACGAAUCCACUUCACGUAGCAACAGAAACGAGAUGUCUGCACAAGACCAGACUGAUAACAACGACCAAAAUACUGCCAUAGCAAAGGGAAACAUUAAAAAGGCUACUUGUGGCUUUAUGAAAGAAACGAUAAUAAGUAAAAAUCCAUUUGAGGAUGAUGAAAGUGAUAACGACACUAGCAUAACAUAUAUUGACAGUGGAGAGUAUGGAAUACCAGUGAGAGCACUUUAUGACUAUGAAGCGACAGAAGCAGAUGAACUAAAUCUUAAAGAAGGAGACAUAUUUGAGAAGCUUGAGGAUCAAGAUGCGCAGGGAUGGUGCAAGGGGCGCAAAGAUGGACGUAUUGGGCUGUAUCCUGCAAAUUAUGUAGAACUCGUGGAACACGUGGAACAAGAGGAACACGUGGAACAAUAG